Messenger RNA from Hibiscus syriacus, 1592 nucleotides. RefSeq lists its product as uncharacterized. The record is from RefSeq and is a predicted model, not a curated record. Bases 79 to 1371 code for a protein of 430 amino acids. The transcript has 4 exons. Lineage: Eukaryota; Viridiplantae; Streptophyta; Magnoliopsida; Malvales; Malvaceae.
UUAUUCUCUCAUUUGUUCUUCUGCUUCACAAUUUGGUCUGAAAAGACACAAUAUCCGUCCGAUGCAGUAGUGGUUACAAUGGCCGAUUCAGAGAAAUUGACGGCUUUGAAAAAGGCUUAUGCCGAGAUAAUUUUGAACACGGCUAAAGAAGCGGCGGCGAGGAUAAUGGCGUCGGAAAGGAAGGCUCAACGGUACCAGCAGGAGCUGUUCGCGGCCAAAGAUGAGGCAUUGCGUAUGUUGGUUAGGUUGAAACGGAUGUUGGAUGCUAGGGCAAAUGAAGCGGAGACGAUGUCCUUAAAUCAACAGAAAAAAAUCGAAGAGCUGGAAGCACAGCUGGGGGAAGCAGAGGAUAUAGUUAGAGAUCUUAGAGCAGAGUUGAGAGAAGCUCAAGAUGAGUUGGAGAAGCUGACCAAAAAUCCGGUCCGGUGUUCAGGCAAACAAAAAUCAGAACAUGAUGUUGCUGCUUGUGAAAAACUGCCAAAUGGAGAUACAAUCAGCAAUUUCGGGUCUGUUGUAUCUUCUCAACUAGAUACACAAACUGACAUUGUGACGGUUUCUGACAUCAAGAGUUCAAGAAAUGUGGGUAUUAAGUGUUCUUGUAAGGAUAAUUGCUACGUUUGUAACCCUGAUUUUGCCUCCAUAGUGAUGAGACGAAAAGAGCCUGAUCUGUAUAGAAAUGGGUGCACUCAGAGGAUUCGUGCACUUGAAAGGUGUCUGUUGAAUGAAAAUUUAUCUCCUUCGGGGCAAGUAGAAGAUGCUAAGAUUGAAGACGCUAGAGAAGAUGAAAAAGGGAGGGAUAUGCAAACUAAAGUUUCUCGACCUGAGGAAAAAAUAGACGAGUUCAAAGUAAUGCAAACUGAUGUUCAUAACAUCAUUCAAGCACUUCCCGUUAGUCAUUUUCGCAAGAAAAGGAAAAGAGCUGCUAGAUACAAGAAAAAUAGGGUUUCCUCAUCUAUGGAUAUGCGUGACCAGGUUGUAGCAGACGAGAAAGAGUUAUCAAGGCUGGAGAGUGGAUCUGCUGAGAAUUUAGGGGUUGCAUCUUGCAAACUGGAUGUCGAGAUGGUUGAUGUGUCUUCUGUAAACUUGGAUGUUAAAGUGUCUGAAGUUACUGAAGGGUCUUCUCCUCAACCGGUAAAUAAUAAGUUUCUCAUGUACACUUUCAAAAGAAAGCGGAAGAAGGAUUCUUUGAGCAGCCCCGACAGAGAUGGCUCACUUGACAAGGACACUUCUAAAAGGAAGAUGGAGGAUAAACAAAAUGGUUCUCUAGACUCUGAAAAAUCCUCAUUGACAGCUGAAUCAUCUCGAGAUAGUCGGAGACUAGCACAAGUGGCUCGCCAGCUCAUAUCAUUAUCGGAAAAGAAGUGGAGGUAGCGGUGCAUGAAUGCCGGGGAUGCUGAACAGAAGCAGCCUCUCUGUCUCUGACAGCAUGACAACAUAUAUGUUGUUGAGCUGGUGUUUGAUUACAACAUAGGUGAAUGAAUAUGGAAGGGUUACUAUAUUCAUUACAAGUCAACAACGUUGUUGUAUGUUUUUGGUGCUGUUUUGGUCUCGUUGUUAUGGAAUAUAUAUCAACAUCUAACUCUCUUGAAUUA